UCAGCCGGUGGCGUGAUUAUGUUUACAGUAAUAAUAAAGUCUAUAUAUACAGACUUCUAGCAAGUGAAGUUGAUUUUCACGAAUUUUAUCAAUUCCUUUCUCGUGGAAUUUCUUCCGGAACUGGAAUAUAUACAGCCGUUAUUAAAGAUGGCCGAAAUUCCUGCGAUUCCCUUCCUUCCACCCCAAGUUGAAAUAAAGACUACUGAGAUGCAUACUGGAGGAGAACCGCUUCGCAUCAUUGAGUCUGGGUUCCCCGAAGCGGAGGGCAGGACUCUGCUGGAAAAACGAGCAUGGCUCAGACAGCGUGCUGACCAUUACCGGAAGUUUCUCAUGUUCGAACCACGUGGACACUGCGACAUGUAUGGCGCCUUGUUGACGACCCCUGAUCUUCCCGGAGUCGACGUUGGGGUCAUAUUCAUGCAUAACGAAGGUUAUUCUACGAUGUGUGGCCAUGGGGUCAUUGCACUGGGCAGAUAUAUUGUGGACAGAAAGCUGGUGACCCCUGUGUCCCCAGAGACCGAGGUUGUUAUUCAGUGUCCGUGCGGACCAGUCAAAGCCCGCGUGGAAUACAACUUUAAUCAAUCAGGGCGUGUGAGCUUUGAGAGUGUCCCAUCUUAUGUUUUUGCUUUAGAUGUCACCUUACCGGUCCCCGGCGUUGGUGACGUCACGGUGGACGUUAGCUAUGGCGGCGCUUUCUACGUCUUCGUGCCGGCUUCGCGACUGAACCUUGACCUGAACGUCACAGCCAUCGCGACACUGGCGGACGCGGCCCAAGCUGUCACAGAUGCAGCUAAGACACACCUGAAUCUCCUUCACCCCCAUAGCCAGGACCUAGCCUUUGUCUACGGAACUAUCCUCACUGAUGACUACACACAAAGCGUAGACGGUCCCGCUACCAACCUCUGCGUCUUCGCCAACAAACAGGUCGACCGCUCGCCAUGCGGUUCCGGAUGUUCAGCACGGGUAGCGCUAGAAUAUCGACGUGGGAUUAUCUCCCUUGGCCAGAAGCUGUACUUCCGGUCUGCGGUGACUGGUUCUGUGUUCGCCACGAUUGCUGUUCGAGAAGUCGAAGUCAAACAGGCGGGGCCUCAGGACUCUGAUGUAGUAGGCGUGGUUACAGAAGUUUCUGGCAAUGCGUACUACUCGGGACAAAGCACGUUCUGUGUGGAACAAGACGACCCUCUCACACCCGGCUUUCUGCCCCGCUGAAGCCAUUAACAUGCUUUCACUUUUGCCACUUUCUUUACUUCACGCCUAUAACGAAGACAAUGUAAUCUAUGAAUCAAACUAUUUCUUGCUAGAAAUUGCUUACUGCAGUCAUAUAAAUAUUACAAUUUCACUGACGAGCAGACUUAAGGAACAUUUGCAGAGGGUCUAUGUUAUCCACAAAAUAAAUAAUUUAACGUGUACUUUUAACAACAAAAAAAAUUAAAAUAAAAAGGCAGAAUAUGGUGAGGAA
This is a messenger RNA of Pomacea canaliculata, 1459 nucleotides long. Its product is annotated as trans-L-3-hydroxyproline dehydratase-like. NCBI's taxonomy places the organism in Eukaryota, Metazoa, Mollusca, Gastropoda, Architaenioglossa, Ampullariidae. Gene Ontology annotation, molecular function: hydro-lyase activity. The record is from RefSeq and is a predicted model, not a curated record. The transcript is spliced from 6 exons. The coding region runs from base 148 to 1209 and encodes 353 amino acids.